Molecule: messenger RNA, 784 nt
Organism: Nilaparvata lugens (brown planthopper)
Lineage: Eukaryota; Metazoa; Arthropoda; Insecta; Hemiptera; Delphacidae
Product: transmembrane protein 203
Exons: 2
Coding region: 297-704 (135 amino acids)
Biological process (GO): intracellular calcium ion homeostasis
Cellular component (GO): endoplasmic reticulum
Source: RefSeq, a predicted model, not a curated record
UUCAAAUGAAAUAAUAUACUAAUCUAUUUUUCAGAGUCAGCUUGGGCAAUGUCGAAAAUUAAUUGAAGAGGGCGAAAAAGAAAUAGUGAUUCAUGGUCUAGGAGCAGCUUUGCCUCAAGCCAUAAAUCUAGCUCUUCAACUCCAGGAUUGGUCUCAUAAUACGUGGUGCCUGUCGACUGCAACUGAGACUGUGGACGUCGUUGAUGAUUUGGAGCCGUUGAGUGAUGAUGUUGACUUCGACACAAGGGUGAGACCCAACUCGUGUAUCCACAUAAAACUUGUGAAGAAACUCUAAAAUGUUCUUCUCCCUGAAGGAGCUGAUACAGUGGCUCGGACUCACGGUGUUCGAAAUAUGGAUAGACCUUAUUGCUAUUUUGAUUUUCACUGUUCUGAUGGCUAUCAAACUGGAGGAGCAGGACACCACCCUGACCUGGUGGAUAGUGUUUGCUCCACUCUUCACGGCCGAUGCCUUGAAUGCAUACUUCUGCACAAUAGUUCUCAUCCGAAUGUAUCUUGAGAGUAUGUACAAGGCUGCAUUUUUUAGAGCGUUAUGGUCUUUCUCGUUCUUGAGUCUCAUUUUUCUUUUCCAGUUUCUGCUUUGUAAGAAGCUGUCUGGUUUGAAUGCAUAUGAUUAUUCAGAGAUAUUUACUCCAAUAUUCAUACUUCUCAUGCUAAUGGCGGUUAGAACGUGCCAGCUUCAUUAAUGUACAUUGAUAUUUUGUAGGCAAAUACUAAUUAAUCCUAACAUAAUCAAAUAUUGGAAUAAAAAAAUGAAUAUUCUGAA